CCGGCGCAUGCUCAGCAGGGCGCUAGGAGCAGCGGGCAGGACAUGAGCCGGGACUCACACAGCGCUCUGACCCAGGAAAUCCGCCUCAAGCGAGGCGCUUCAGGGUUGGGAUUCAAUAUUAUUGGAGGAACUGACCACCAGCACUUCUGUAACGAUUCUGCAAUUUAUGUUACCAAAAUUAAAAAAGAUGGACCUGCAGGUCUUGAUGGGCGUUUAAAGGAGCAAGACCAAAUCUUAGCAAUAAAUGGGCGAGAGCUCCGUAACUUGACACACCAGGAAGCAGUGGAAAUCUUUCGAAAUUCAGGUGAUGAGGUGACACUACUCGUCUUAAAAAAGCUAAAACCCAAGAAUAAUGAAAUCCACAUCUCUGGUUUCUCACCACUAGUAUUGACAGCGCUGGGCAUAACGGUGUUGGCAAUUGUUGUAUACAUGAAAUAUCGUCAUAGAUUAUAAAAAUGAAAGUAAAACUGAUGCCUUUUACUCUAGGGCAAUAAUGUUUAAUACGCAAUAUUUGCUGCUUGAAUGGCUAGCUAGAUUUUAACUUUCACAAUUGUUAAUUAUUAUAGGAUCAUAAAGGGAAUACAUACCGAAUGCCUGAGUCAUUUAUAAACAGCAAAUAAGUUGCCAGUUUACUUCUUUGCAACUUCUUCCUCUUAUUUCUUGGAUGUAAUUUAAUUUUUGCAAGAAACGAUUUAAAAAUCUCCCAUAAGUUUAAGACGUAAAUACAAAUGGCAGUGUAACCUAAGUACUUGAAAUUUUUGUAAAGACUUUGUUACUUGAUGGAAGAUUCUGUAGCAGUAAUCAAUUUCUCAGUGAGCUGAUUUGAAAAGUUAAGUUAAUAUUCUGGAAAAUUCAAAAACUGCAUGUGUGAUCUCUUAUACACUGGAGUGGAUAGUGUUUAGAAUCCAGAUUAAUGAUUUACAUUCAGACUGUUAAUGUCUAACAACAGUUACUUUUGUAAGUAGUGUCCACAAACAGAUGAGAAGUCUGUUGGAAAAUGUAAUACCUGCAUUAUUUUGUGUUGGGAUGAUAUCUCAUUUUUUGAAAUGUGAUUGAACUAUUUUAAAACUUAUAAUAAGUAUGAACCAAUAAUGAUAUAGUAUUUGUCUUAGCAAAUUUCAGUAGUCGUUACAAAAGUGUACAAUCAAAGACAAUGUUGUAAUUUUUUAACUAGGCUUUUUUAGACAAAGCACAUGAAAAUGUGGCCUUGAUUAUUGACAAAUGUGAGUAUGCGAAUUUACAGAACACUAUGUUGAUUUGUUUUCUGUCAUUCUUAAUUUUCACUAUAGAAUUUGUAUUGAAAUCAAAUAAUCUUUGCAGUUUUUGGUACUAUAAGUGUCUUAACUAAUUGGCAAGUUUUAAUCGGUUCUGUUGUGGAGUGGGAUACUUUUAACUUGGUUAAUUCCCUUAGAAGAGCUUUUCAACCUUUCUGUACUAUAUUAGCGUUAUUGCCUUAGUAGUUUACUUUACAAUGCUGUAAUAACCUCAAAAUCAGCGAUUUAAAUACUAGAGUUGUAACAGAAGAACUGUUCAGAGCUUACUUGAUGAAAGCCGGUUAAAAACUUGCCUUCAAAGUUGUAUGGCUUUAAAAAUGGUUAUUGCAGACUAAUGUCAGAUUCUUAAAGACCCACCUUAUGUCCUAUUUCAUAUUUCAGUUAGACACAUUACACACAGGUGUUGGACAAAACCCUAGGAAACUAAUUCUGCAUAUAAACAUGAAAAUUCCCUGCCUAAAAUAGUUCUGUGCCUCUUUCUGCGUAUAAAUUUAGCAUAUUUUCUGCUGGCAGCUAUUUAUGUUUGUAGUGCUUAAAAUGAUUACUCUGGUGCAGGGCCUUUGGCUGCUGGAUAUACUUCAUGUCAAAUUUUGCUGUAGACUAUACAAUUGUUGACCCUGCUUGAGUCACACCACUUCAGCUGGCUGGUCACCAAGCAAUGGUGAAGACUGUGGAUAAGUCUUUGGGGCUUAGUGACCUACUGUUCCAGUUGGAAGAAACUAUGAAGCUUGUCACCAACUGGUUGAAUAAUGGAACUUUAUUUGCCAAAACCCUUGCCAAAUGCUAUCACUCUUUUUGAAUAUACUGCGUAAUUGGUGAAUAAUAGUGUCAGUCCUGUGUCUGCAGGUGUCCCCCAACGAUAAUGUGACUCCUGUUGAGACUGCCUGUGGCCCGCAAAAAUGAUGUGCAUUUUCUCUGUUUAAUGUUUAAAUGCCACUCUUGACAGUGUACUAAUCAUUCAUUAGAAGUUUAUUUGGGAAAAACAAAUAUCUACUUUGUGGCAAGUAACUGACAAACAGUCUCAGUGGAAGUAUACGCACUUUCCCUUUCCUAUUGGAGAUUCAGCAGUCCUUAAAGGGAAUGAAAUAGGUAAUAUGCUUUGCUUUGAGCACUGUUUACCUCAAGCAAGCUUAUCUGAAAAUAGGCAAAACUGACUUUAGCUUUGGUUUGCCUCUUAAUGGUAAAUUCAUAGGUAUUGGUACACUGAAAUAUCAAUGCCUUUCUAGCAUACAUUGAUUUGAGAUGAUUAGGGACAAGAGAGCCUUCAAUCUAAUUUAUUUUUUGUGUUUUUUCAGCUGAAGCCUGUUUUAUAACAAUCUAUUUUAAAAUAAUUUGUAGGAAUUUGUAAUUGUUGUUCAAAUUCAGAAAUCUCCUUUAAUGUAUGUUUUCAAAAUCAAAUAUUGUACCAUAUAUUUAACUGGGACUGUGCUUUUAUAGUGUAUGUUUAUGCUUUAACCCAAUUCUGGUUGACAUGCUAGAACCAUGGCACCUAGAGAGAUUUCUGGGAUUGUAUAUAUUAGGCCAAUAGACUGUACAUUUCUUUGGGUAAUGAGAGGAAGUUCAAGCCAUUUCCUCAUCUCUAUAUUCAAUUCAUGUGGUUUGAAUAGCAAAUCAAACAGCAAAGCUUCACUUCUUAUAUUUAAAGAAAACGUCUUAAUUUUCAGUGGCUAUCUUACAGAUAAAGUUCUUUGAGUGUCAAGGACUUUUCCAGAAACAUUUUCAAAUUCCAUUCUGCAUAUUCUUGUGUGCUGCUCAUACUUUACUGAAGGAGCACUUCAACAUGAAGCAUAUCUUGGCUGUAAGUAGGGUCCCAUCUACAGAAACCCCGAUUGUAAAUUCAAAUUAACAUUUGAGGUGUUAGUAAGUGACUCCCUCUGUUGUCGACUUUGAACUUUCAGAUCCUGUUGUAAAAUUCUGAACCUUGAUCUAAUUAAAAUGUCUUAACAUCUAGCCGAACUAUUCCCUCCUCUGGUACAAAAUCUUUUAUUGUUGGCAAACUACUAAAUAGCAAAUGCUGAAGGCAGGGAUUUUUAUGUACUACACAGAGUUAUUGAACUUUUAGCUCCAGUAAACAUGAGACACUAAACAUUAUGAUUUCAGUAAAUCCCUCAUAAUUACUAUUAUCUUUGUAGCUUGUUCUUGAUCCAUUUUAUUAUGUAAGGUUCUGCCAUUUUCACUGUAGCAUACAACUUGCUUGUAACCUGUAGGGCCUUUGGUGUUCAAGAAUUGUUCUAAGGAUAAAGAUGAUGUUUCAUUUGCAAACAUUAAAUCAAUAAUUGAAUUUGGAAAAUAAACGUGUAAGUCUGCCAUUAAAUUAAUACAGCUCACAAGAAAAUCCAUAAUUGAUCUGGUAAAAAUAUUUAAAACUGAUAAUGAUACUUUUCAUGUAAAUAUCAUUGAAAAGAGGUGUUUAAUCAUCAGUUUAAUUCUUAAUUUUCAAGGGAUUAGCAAUAACUACAUGGACAACAAUUUGUGUUUUACGACUGUUCCUUCCAAUAUCGUGCUAAUAUACGUCAGUGCAUAAUCUUCAUUUGGUGCAACAAAGCAUUGGUAAAUUUAUCUCAAAUGUAGUCUUUUCUUACGUGCUACCUUGGUAUCUAUAUAUGUUAACUGUGCUAAAAAUGUUUUCCUAUAUCCAGUGCCUAGAGUGGGACAGAUGCCAAAUGUGUCCUUUUUAAUAAUGAUGAAAUUUCUGUUCAAUGAUAUUUUAAUAUCUGUUUCAACAUAACAUAACCCUUUCUAUGAAGAUGAAAAUAAACUGCCGCAACUGACCAUUUUAAUUGGUGUGCAAUCAAUGGUCAUUUCAAUCCUACAAUUUCAUUUUUAUAUGUAUAAUUUAGUUGGCCUGAAAUGCUGCUAAUUAACUUUUAAAAUUGUAUGAUGGUUCAAAAAUAUGGUCUUUUAUGACUCGACUAUUGUUAAUGUGUGUGUCAUGGAGGUCUGACCUGUCAUU
Messenger RNA from Stegostoma tigrinum, 4227 nucleotides. It is a transcript of the gene synj2bp, whose product is annotated as synaptojanin 2 binding protein. The coding region runs from base 43 to 453 and encodes 136 amino acids. Lineage: Eukaryota; Metazoa; Chordata; Chondrichthyes; Orectolobiformes; Stegostomatidae. Gene Ontology annotation, molecular function: protein binding. The record is from RefSeq and is a predicted model, not a curated record. Gene Ontology annotation, biological process: neurotransmitter receptor transport postsynaptic membrane to endosome; neurotransmitter receptor transport, endosome to postsynaptic membrane. The transcript has 4 exons. Gene Ontology annotation, cellular component: adherens junction; postsynaptic density; postsynaptic membrane.